CUGCAAGCGCUUCGUCCGAGUUAAACAUGGCAAGAACCAAGCAGACCGCCCGUAAGUCCACCGGAGGAAAAGCCCCCAGGAAGCAGCUCGCCACCAAGGCUGCACGUAAAAGCGCCCCGGCUACCGGCGGCGUCAAAAAGCCUCACCGUUACAGGCCCGGCACUGUGGCCCUGAGAGAGAUCCGUCGCUACCAGAAGUCCACCGAGCUGCUCAUCCGCAAACUGCCCUUCCAGCGCCUGGUCAGGGAGAUCGCUCAGGACUUCAAGACCGACUUGCGUUUCCAGAGCUCAGCCAUCAUGGCUCUGCAGGAGUCCAGCGAGGCGUACUUGGUCGGUCUGUUUGAGGACACCAACCUGUGCGCUAUCCACGCCAAGAGAGUCACCAUCAUGCCCAAAGACAUCCAGCUGGCUCGCCGUAUCCGCGGAGAGAGGGCUUAAACAUCUGAACACCAAA
This is a messenger RNA of Entelurus aequoreus (snake pipefish), 453 nucleotides long. Its product is annotated as histone H3-like. Lineage: Eukaryota; Metazoa; Chordata; Actinopteri; Syngnathiformes; Syngnathidae. The coding region runs from base 27 to 437 and encodes 136 amino acids. The record is from RefSeq and is a predicted model, not a curated record. Gene Ontology annotation, cellular component: nucleosome. The transcript has a single exon. Gene Ontology annotation, molecular function: structural constituent of chromatin; DNA binding; protein heterodimerization activity.